Austrofundulus limnaeus is the source of this 1045-nucleotide messenger RNA. It is a transcript of the gene cwc15, whose product is annotated as CWC15 spliceosome associated protein homolog. The coding region runs from base 83 to 790 and encodes 235 amino acids. The record is from RefSeq and is a predicted model, not a curated record. Gene Ontology annotation, biological process: mRNA cis splicing, via spliceosome. Gene Ontology annotation, cellular component: catalytic step 2 spliceosome. Lineage: Eukaryota; Metazoa; Chordata; Actinopteri; Cyprinodontiformes; Rivulidae. Gene Ontology annotation, molecular function: RNA binding. The transcript is spliced from 7 exons.
UUGCAGAGGUUUGACCCGGAAGUGACGCCACAUUGUGUAUUGGAUGUCUUUUGUCGUGUGGUAGCAGCUUUAGCCAUCAAAGAUGACUACAGCUGCAAGGCCAACAUUUGAGCCGGCAAGAGGAGGGAGGGGGAAAGGAGAAGGUGAUCUGAGUGCCCUCUCCAAGCAGUAUUCCAGUCGAGAUCUACCUGGUCACACCAAGAUCAAAUACAGGCAGCCCACCCAGGAUGCCCCUGAGGAGGUGCGUGCCCGUGAUUUUCGCAGGGAGCUGGAGGAGAGGGAGCGUGUAGCUGCACGUGAGAAGACCAGAGAGAGGGGACCACGAGAACACACCACAUCAUCAUCAUCUUCAUCUUCAAAAAGGCCCAGGCUGGAUCAGAUCCCAGCUGCGAACCUUGAUGCAGAUGAUCCUCUCACUGAUGAUGAAGAGGAGGAGAACUCUGACGAAGAAAGUGAUGAUGACGACACUGCAGCUCUCCUGGCUGAACUUGAAAAGAUUAAGAAAGAGCGGGCUGAAGAGCAAGAACGCAAAGAGCGAGAGCAAAAGGCAGAGGAGGAGAGGAUUCGAGUGCAAAAUGUCUUGAGCGGCAACCCACUGAUUAAUUUGGCAGGACAGCAGCAACAGACCCCAACUCCAAAUACAUUCAGAGUCAAGAGAAGGUGGGAUGAUGACGUCGUGUUCAAAAAUUGCGCCAAAGGAGUGGACGAGGCUCGAAAAGAGAAGCGUUUUGUCAACGACACGCUGCGCUCCGAGUUCCAUAAGAAAUUUAUGGAAAAAUAUGUAAAAUAAAGGACAUGGUGUUAACCUUAUCUGAUUAUUUUUUUAAGAGCAGAUGUUUUUUGUUUUCAGCCUUUGAAUGCUUGAUGUCAUUUAUAUACUCUUAGAUUCAUUAGAAGCUGUACAGUCAGCAAGUAAAUCGCUACAAAUAAGUGAGCUUGUGAGUUACAUCCGCAGUGUAAAAUGUGAACAUUCUGUAUUUUAUUUUUCUGUUUUGUUUUUGCUUCCCUUUUUUUUUUAAAUAAAUGAUGACUUUGCUCCCCAAGA